Messenger RNA from Marasmius oreades (fairy-ring Marasmius), 780 nucleotides. RefSeq lists its product as uncharacterized. Bases 1 to 780 code for a protein of 259 amino acids. NCBI's taxonomy places the organism in Eukaryota, Fungi, Basidiomycota, Agaricomycetes, Agaricales, Marasmiaceae. The transcript has 4 exons. The record is from RefSeq and is a predicted model, not a curated record.
AUGGAGCCAGAGUCACAGGCGACUAUUCCCUGUCCGGAAUCACUUGAAAAAAUUUUCCAGAGAAUUGAGGAGGAAAGUGCACAACGAGCGCAGGAAUCUUUUCUGUCAGUGCCCAUCACCGAAGACAGUUCUUCGAGCUCGAAUGCUACUACGCAACGGCCAGCAGGUACUCCUGACGGACAAACACACCGAAGUGGUAAAUCACGGCGGCGUGCAAGUAUAUCUAUAACACGAUUUGGCCAGAUGAAUAGCAACUCAUCAUCCACUAUCCAGCCAACAUCACCGCUGCCAGGUCUUGCAUCACCCAUUUACCAAACACAUCUGCAGACCGGCAGCAGUGACACUUUAUCAUCGGGCCAACUUUCGGACGAAGACAAUGAGGAUGCACAUGUGGAAGACGAUGACCAUGUUACCCAAGUCCAGAGGAUUGCACCGCGACAAAGCAUAGUACGGUCGAUAGGAAACGCGAUUCCUCGGCGUUUGAGCAAAGCACGGUCACGACCAAUAAUGACGGAAGGAGAUAUGUCGAGUAACAUGGUCAUCGGCGUCUCAGUUCAGGCGGCAACAGUAGAAGUGGAUGAAGCGCCCGAUGAAGAACAGCCUUCGACAGGAGCAGUCGUACAUGCCGCUGGUUUGUUGAAAAAUCAAAAAUCCAAGUCGACCUUAAACAGUGUUGGAGGUUCGGGGAAUGGACGAGGAUGGAUCGCGAGAGCGAAAAGUUUUACAAAUAAGCUUAGACGGAGGAGCAAACCUCAACUGACCGAGAGUGACAUGAGAUAG